AUGUGUGAUCGAUGGACCGCUUAUUCUAAACAUUGCCGGAAGCCAUAUCCGGAAAUGGCAUAUCGUGCGAUUGGUACAAGCGCACGAUUAAUUUGUUCAUGCAUUCUCAACACUGUUCUUUUUGGUAUUGCUGUUGUUUUCUGCUUAUUAGCAGCAUAUAUCAUUAAUGAUUUUAUUAUUUCCGUUGCUAAUUACGAUAUUGGAUUUUGCUAUGUUUUAUUGUUUGUUGUGAUAGCUAUCUAUCCGGUGACAUUAUUACGAUCACCACAAGAUUUUUGGUGGGCAAUUGUAUUAGCUAUGCUAACGACAUUGCUAUCCGUAAUACUUAUUGUAAUUGGUUCAUGGUUGGAUUAUGGUAAAUAUAACGGUACUGUAUCCAAUCAAAAUCCCGCAAGUCGUCUCGAUGGUAUUAUCGCAUCGUUGGGGACAUAUAUGUUUGGCUUUGGUGGACAUAUUGUAUUUCCGAGUGUACAGCACGAUAUGAAAUAUCCCAAACAUUUUAAUCGUUCUGCAAUUCUUGCUUUUACCAUAGUGACAAUGGUGUAUUUGCCAGUAUCAAUACUUGGCUAUGCAACAUACAGUAAUUCACUCCAAGAUUCUGUUAUCAAUUCCAUACAGGUACCACAUAGUUGA
Acanthocheilonema viteae is the source of this 633-nucleotide messenger RNA. The record is from the annotation of a GenBank genome assembly. NCBI's taxonomy places the organism in Eukaryota, Metazoa, Nematoda, Chromadorea, Rhabditida, Onchocercidae.